Molecule: messenger RNA, 2840 nt
Organism: Diaporthe batatas
Lineage: Eukaryota; Fungi; Ascomycota; Sordariomycetes; Diaporthales; Diaporthaceae
Exons: 4
Coding region: 186-1619 (477 amino acids)
Biological process (GO): actin cortical patch localization; actin filament bundle assembly
Cellular component (GO): actin cortical patch
Molecular function (GO): phosphatidylinositol binding; actin filament binding
Source: RefSeq, a predicted model, not a curated record
GCAGAGCAGCUGAGGAGGGACCGAGUACGUACCCCACACAGUCUGCCAGCCUGCCAGCCUGCCAGCGGGCAUCAUCAUCGUCAGCUGCAGCUGCGCCCCUCGGGAGGCCCUGGGCAGCCGCCCAUUCUCCAAAACAAUCCCUGUCCCUUGGGGCUGCACUCCGCCUUUCCCAUCCCUACCGCCGCAUGCCCAUUUACAACAGUUCCCCGACCCAACACACAUGUCGUAUCUUUCUUUGCGAUCCAUACCUUACCUUACCUUCCUUCUCUCCCUCCCAUCCGAACCUCCUACCUACUACUGCUCCUCCUCCUCCUCCUCCUCCAAUCACUCCCUCCCUCCCUCCUAACACCUCCCCUUCAGAUACCAGCAUCGCAAAGAUGGGUAUCAACAACCCACUCCCGUCGUCCAUGGCGUCGGAGUGCAAGAAGUGUGGAAAGAUCCUGGCGUCCUUCAUCGACCCACGCCAGGCGUUUGGCCCGGACAAGGUCAUCCCACCCGCCGUCCUGGCCUCAGCAAAGGGCCUCGCAAUCCUCACAGUCAUAAAAGCCGGCUUCCUCGGCUCCGCCCGCUUCGGCUCCGGCCUCGUCGUCGCCCGCCUCCCCGACGGCUCCUGGUCCGCCCCCUCCGCCAUCGCCACCGGCGGCGCCGGCUUCGGCGGCCAGAUCGGCUUCGAGCUGACCGACUUCGUCUUCAUCCUCAACGACGCCUCCGCCGUCAAGACCUUCUCCCAGGCCGGCUCCCUCACCCUCGGCGGCAACGUCUCCAUAGCCGCGGGGCCCGUCGGCCGCAACGCAGAGGCCGCCGGCGCCGCCUCCCUGCGGUCCGUGGCCGGCAUCUUCAGCUACAGCAAGACAAAGGGCCUCUUCGCGGGAGUCAGCCUCGAGGGCUCCGCCAUCAUAGAGCGCAAGGACGCCAACGCCAAGCUCUACGGCCGCCCCGUCUCCGCCAAGGAGCUGCUCGGCGGCGCCGAGCGGCCCCCGCCCCAGGCGGGGCCCCUGUUCAACAUCCUCAACUCGCGCGCCUUCGCGGGGACCCGCUCGGGGAGCUUCGACGACGGCAUGUACAACGAGAGCCCCGUGUACGACGACCGCCACGACGACGUCGUGUGGAACGGCCAGCGGGGAAGCGCGUACGGCGAGGGCCAGCCCAACAACAACAGCACCACCAGGCACAGCAUGUACGGCGCGGGGACGGGCGCGGCGGCCUCGAACAGCAGGGACUCGUUCGGCGCGCCCAAGCGCGCGGCGACGUGGCAGGACGACGUCUACGACAGCCCGCGGCAGUUCGGCGCCGGCUCGAGGUCCAACACCCUGCAGGACGUCACGGUGCCGCGCGAGUACACGGGCCAGCAGUCCGGGUACCCCGAGGACAGGAAGGUCGGACCGGGUCGGCCGGCGGCGCCCAAGCCCAACUUCACGAGCAAGCAGGCGCUCAUGAAGAAGAACGAGGCCGUCGCGCUGUACACGUUUGAGGCGGAGCAGCCUGGGGAUCUGGGCUUUAAGAAGGGGGAUGUCAUCACCGUGCUGAAGAAGACGGACAGUGAUAAUGACUGGUGGACCGGCAUGAUUGGCACGAAAAGCGGCACGUUUCCCAGCAACUACGUCAAGAUGAAGGAGUAGGCGGACUACAUCGUGUACGAAACAGUUGUCUUUCGAUAGCCGCCACUCAUGCCUGCCCCUCGACUGGUGGCCUCCGAGGCCUGGGCUGUCCGGGCGGGCUUGUGGUCAGUGGCGGCGACCCAGCGGGUCCAGUCCAUGCGGGGCAAAUGAGAGCCGGGCGGGUGAGAGGCACAGGCGCGGAUCCAAAAGUGAGGCCGGGACGGCACGAGCCGGUCUGCCCGCACGUCGAAGUCUCACGGUUUUUCCAUCUGACAGAGAGAAAAAAAAGGUGGACGGGUGUCUGUAUGAUGCUCAGGGCACGGUGCACGGGGAUUAUUGUUGGAAUCCUCACGGCGGAAGAUGGACGGAACUUGCAAUGAACGAAACGGAGCCCAACGGAAUACCCCACCCAAACCAAACAAACCCCCUUGCGAUAUCCCUCUGACCCCCCCCCCCCGGACAACAUCCCCCCAACCCAACCUGCUUUAUCGUGCGCACCACAAAGUACGGCGUUCAGGACAGGACAGGACGGAUUAUACACAUCUUGAUGAGCUUGGCCGUUGCUUUUCUUAUACACAACCCACACACCGCAUCCAGCACCCUUGCUUGUCCUUGCGCCGCUGUUGUUGCUUGCUGUCUUGAUCGAGUCUCUGGCGGGCCGGCGUUGGAUGAGGGAACGGGAGGGGAUCUGGGCUUUUUUUCUUCUCACACGGGAGGGCUCCAUCCAAUGAAGUAAUGUCUUCUUCUUAGUACUUAGUUAUUCGCUUGUUCAUCGGGGUUUUGCAGAUUCAGAGCAGAUCAGAUACCUCUUCUCUUGUCUCGUUUGGCAAAUUCAAAAAGAUUCGUUGCCUUUUUUUUUUUGGCUUUUGGCUUUGGGUUGAUCUGGUAUGUUAGUGAAAUGUGGUUUGUGCGUUUAAUCUUGGAAAACGUGAUGUGGAUGAACAUGUUGCUAAUUGGGGGGUGUGAAAUCUGGAUACUCGUUGCCUGACCUGGAUACCACUUACAAUUUGUUUUGAAGGGCUCGGAACGUUUUGAGUAGUACCCUAGAUAAAGACACCUUACAUGGCGGGCUUUUUCCGGCUCAGCUACGUCAAUCAUGAGGUAUCAUACAGGCAACUGAUGCUUAUUCUCAAAUUCACAUGAAGCCUGCCUCCUCGAAAACAACAUAUCAGCAGUAUACAUAAAUCUCCCGCCCGGACACUAUCUUACGGGCUUCAAGGGGGCUGGCUACCGAAGGAGGCC